Molecule: messenger RNA, 1165 nt
Organism: Rhodofomes roseus
Lineage: Eukaryota; Fungi; Basidiomycota; Agaricomycetes; Polyporales; Fomitopsidaceae
Exons: 2
Coding region: 314-838 (174 amino acids)
Source: RefSeq, a predicted model, not a curated record
AGGUACCUCAGGCCAUCUGGCGUGGUAGUGUGGGAAGGGGUUACCGCACGGUCCGCACUGUCCCAGCCGAUGUGUAAGUGGAUCACACGAUUAUGUAGAGGGGACACGAUGGUGGUUCUUGCAUCAGCUCAGAGCACGCAGGUGAGUGCCACGUAGCCAAACAUCAUCAACGAGAAGUGUACCAGUGUGUUUGCGCUCCUUCGGCAUAGUACACAUCUGACAACGUCAAAAUUCGCAAAAGUGGGGUUCACAGGACACAUCUACUCACAACAAGACGCGAAAUCCACUACUCCUCCGGCCACGCACUAAGACAAUGCUAGCGCUUCUAUCCAAGCUCUUCACUGGCACCAAAUAUCCUUCCGCCAUGCUCGUCGUCGACGAUGGUUCUAGGAUUUAUGCCGUCCACCUAGUGCCCGAAGAACCACACCUGGUCGAGGAAUUCGGGAUUCCCUCUCAGCCCAUCUUUCGCCGAGAAGGCACGAGAGAGCAGAGGCGCGAGGAGAUCGGCACUGUGGCGCUCAACGUCGACAAGGCCGAAGAAGUAGUGUUUGGCGGAGACAUGGCAGAGAGGGUGCGCAAGCUUUGGGAAGACAAGCUGCGCAAGGAGCAACCGCCGCAGCAGUCUGGAGAGGCGCAUCCCACUGGCACGAGCGUGGAUGUGGCGUGCUUGGUGAGCGACGUGCUGCGCCCUGCAGCGCUCGAAGCGAUCAGCGAAUGGGAGGGGCGACCACGUUCGGAGGAUGCGACUCGGACGUGCUCCGUGUAUGUUGUGUAUGUCAACAGGCCGACGCCUGAGCCGAUUUUGCUCUGGAAGACGCCGACUAGUAUCGCUGGCUGAAAGCUGAAUUCAGUCUACAUUACUGUCUCGAUCGAAGUAGUAAUAUUCUCCCGAGUCCCAGGGUUCGUUGCGCGGAUUUUUUCAUAUAGCACACUGGUCGCUACGAGACUGUGCAAUGCUGUCAGACGAGAUCAUCAGUAUAGAUGGGUCAUACGUCGUAUGGCAUGCCUCACCUACACAGCUCCCGUCAGGUAGCAGACAUAAUAUUGACUACCGCACCUUACAGUGCCCGCCUUCCUUGGCAUCCGUCCGGACUCACUCCACUCAAGUCAGGGGGACAGCUACGAGAAGUGAGCCCUGGCGCAAUAGGUCAUUUCAUUUGUAGCA